Cucumis sativus (cucumber) is the source of this 1064-nucleotide messenger RNA. RefSeq names its product NADH dehydrogenase [ubiquinone] iron-sulfur protein 8-B, mitochondrial. Gene Ontology annotation, molecular function: NADH dehydrogenase activity; 4 iron, 4 sulfur cluster binding. The record is from RefSeq and is a predicted model, not a curated record. Gene Ontology annotation, cellular component: membrane. Gene Ontology annotation, biological process: mitochondrial respiratory chain complex I assembly; mitochondrial electron transport, NADH to ubiquinone. The transcript is spliced from 8 exons. NCBI's taxonomy places the organism in Eukaryota, Viridiplantae, Streptophyta, Magnoliopsida, Cucurbitales, Cucurbitaceae. The coding region runs from base 131 to 796 and encodes 221 amino acids.
GUCUCAUCAACCGGAAUUCGGAAAUGAUUCAGGUGACUCUAGCGAUCACAAAGGUUCAGUCGUUUCCACAGAGAGAAGCAUAUUUGGGAAUCCCUCCCUGUGAGUGGCGGUGAAAAACAUUGGCUUUGCCAUGGCUGCGAUCUUAGCUCGGAAAUCCCUUCUCGCUCUUCGUGCUCGUCAGCUUGCUGUCUCCGGGCAAGCACUGCAAGGUUCUCCUUUUCAUGGUCUCCAGUCAACACACUUGUACAGUACCAGCAAAGAUGAUGAAGAAAGAGAGCAGCUUGCCAAGGAGAUCUCGAAGGAUUGGAGUUCUAUUUUUGAGCGUAGCAUAAACACACUAUUUCUCACUGAGAUGGUCCGGGGUCUGUCACUGACUCUUAAAUACUUCUUUGAGAAAAAAGUCACUAUCAAUUACCCAUUUGAGAAAGGCCCCCUAAGUCCUCGUUUUCGAGGUGAGCAUGCCCUCCGACGAUAUCCAACUGGAGAAGAACGAUGCAUUGCAUGCAAACUUUGUGAAGCUAUUUGUCCUGCUCAAGCAAUCACAAUUGAGGCUGAGGAACGGGAAGAUGGUAGCCGUAGGACCACAAGGUACGACAUUGAUAUGACCAAAUGCAUCUACUGUGGGUUCUGUCAAGAGGCAUGCCCUGUUGACGCCAUUGUUGAAGGACCAAACUUUGAGUUUGCUACAGAGACUCACGAGGAGCUUCUCUAUGACAAAGAAAAGUUGCUCGAGAACGGAGACCGGUGGGAGACUGAGAUUGCAGAGAAUCUUAGAUCUGAAAGCCUCUAUCGCUGAUACAUUUACCCUUGGUGCAGUCUGAAUUUGAUUUUUCUUAGUGCGUUCAUAAUAAGAUAAACAUGAGCAUGCUGUUGAAAUUAUUUCGUAUUUUUGGUACACGAGUUGAGAACACAUAUCUUGCUGCUUUUUACUUCCCAAGUUUGGGAUUUUUCUCAGAAAUCUUUUGUUUUUCCUCCCAAUAAAAAUGGGAAUUCUAUGGUUUCCCAUGUAGUUGUAAUUUAGGUAAAAUAUGAAACAUUAUCAUCUUAUGUUCUUCACGGCUUCA